Molecule: messenger RNA, 583 nt
Organism: Acaulospora morrowiae
Lineage: Eukaryota; Fungi; Glomeromycota; Glomeromycetes; Diversisporales; Acaulosporaceae
Source: the annotation of a GenBank genome assembly
UAGCGUUAAUCCAAUAAUAUUUGAUGGCAACAAGCCUAAGAUUCCAGUUGAAUUAUUUGUAAUGAGUCGUUGUCCUGACGCUGUUAUGUGUGAAUCCGUGCUCAGUGACGUUUUAAAGCAAGUGAAUGAAAUUUCCAAUUUUACCACAAAUUACAUUGCAACGCCUGACGAUUCCGCACCGUAUGGAGCAUAUUGUAAACAUGCAAAUAUCGAGUGUGUCGGAAAUAUCCAAGAACUUUGUUUCCGCCACGUUUAUCCGGAUCAAUUAAAUUUUUUCUCAUUCCUCCGUUGCCUCAACCGUGACGUAGUCCGGAUUGGUACGAAAGAUUGGGCGAAGAAAUGUUCUCAAGAAGUAGGGAUGGAUUAUGAACCUGUAGAUCAAUGUGCCCACUCUGAAUUAGGCAAAAAAUUAUUCAUAGAUAGUGUUCAUGUGACUGAAGAACGCGGGGUCACCAGAAGUUGUACAAUCUAUAUUAAUGGAAAGUUGAGAUGCAUAAGGGAUGGGAAUUGGCGCAGUUGUGCAGAUGGCCAUACAGUGGAUGAUUUCGUACGCACUAUCGUGGAUGCCUAUAAUGAUCAAGAA